Harpegnathos saltator (Jerdon's jumping ant) is the source of this 682-nucleotide messenger RNA. RefSeq lists its product as uncharacterized. The record is from RefSeq and is a predicted model, not a curated record. NCBI's taxonomy places the organism in Eukaryota, Metazoa, Arthropoda, Insecta, Hymenoptera, Formicidae. The coding region runs from base 127 to 477 and encodes 116 amino acids. The transcript is spliced from 2 exons.
AAAAUUAUGUCAAAAUUAUUAUAUCAGAUGGCAUUAACGAGCUCGAAUAAUUAACAAUCUAAAGACGAGGCGGAGAAGAGGAGAACAAGGGGAUGCAAGAUGAAGCAGCGGUGAGCAGCUAACGUUAUGCUGCGCGUUCUUGCUGCAAAAUACAACCGAUUGAAGAGACUGAAGACGACGAUAUAUCGCUCGUCGCGCGAGGGCUCGAGGACCUAUUCGGAAAGACGGCGAAGAAGCGGCGAUGGACGGAAAAGGGACAUCUUCGAGGAAAGGGGCGCCGCCAGCGAGGAAGAGUACUUUCGGAAGGAGACCGCGAGGCAACUGAAGGAACUCCGAGAGCAGCAAGCGCGUCGCAAAGCAAGAAAGGAAAAUCAAACGGCGGAGGAAACGGAAGAGGCAGCGAGGAAGAACGGCGCCCAAGACAGAGGUAAUCGAAAAACGGAAGAAAGCACUUCAAAGUGUUCUGACAAAGAGUAAAAGAGACAAAGGAGAGAAAAGAGCAAGGAAUCUCAAUACGUUGCGUGAAUCGCAGGAAUUGCCGCUUCGUCGAGUCUGACGAAUUAUACUUGGAGAGAUUACCGUGUUUAUUAAAAAUUUAUUAAUGAACCUUCGCAUCCUCUACAAACAUAUCGUGCGAAAUUUAACAACCCCAGAAAAAUCGUUGUAAUAAAAAUCGAACAUU